AUGGGAAAUGCUUUAAAUGAUAUUGGUGAUAAUUAUGACUACAAAUUCAUUCAAAAAGUUUAACAUUAAAUAUUUGGUCAAAUAGACAUUCUUGAAUGCCAAAUUUAAGAUUUUCCUGAAAUUGAACAAUAUAUGAGAGUCAUACCUAAAUUAAAAAAUCAAGAUUAUAUUGCUUUCAUUAAGAGAUACAUUAAAUUACAGAAUCUACAUAAAUAUGAAUUGAACUCUCCAUUUCUAAUUUAUAUAUCUAAUAAUAUAUUUGAAUUUCCAUCUCAUUCAUUAUAUGAUGAGAUUUAAGUAAAAAGAUAGUAAGGAACUUAAUUUACUGAGUCAGAAUUAUGGUAUCUAGCUAGAAAUUUGAUUGCAGGAUAUUCUAUAUAUCUUUAAAUUCCAGAAUUGGUCAAAUAAACAUAAUUAACUCUACAUAAUAUAUUUAUAACUAAAAAAGGGUAUAUUAAAUUAAGUUUACAUACUUUGUUUUUAAUAAAUUCAAAUAACUUUAAAAAUUUAUAUAUUGAAGAAUCAUAAUACAGCCACAAGAUUAACAAGGAAAUAGGCUUAAUCUUACUUGAAGCUAGUUGUUUAUCUUUUGAAGAUAGUAUUAAAGUCAUGGAUAUGUAUUACUCUAUUGAAUAUUCUAAUUUUGUUAAAGACUUAAUCGGAGAUACAAAAUCAUUAUAGUAUUUUUAAAAUUAUCAAAUGAGUAAGAAGAUAUCUAAAACCAUAUAUGGAGAAUCAUAAAUAAAGAAGACUAAAACAUUACUUACUUAAUAAAUAAAAUCAUUAAAAUAAUCAUAAAUCAUCGAAACAUAUCAUAUCAAAUCCCCUUCCAAAACAGAUCAAAAUCAAUUUGAUUAAGUCUCUAGAAUUGCAAGUAUACCUGAAGUAAAUCAAGAUUUAGAACAGGAUCAAAAGAAAUCAGAAUAAUUUGAUAUGUUUUCUGAGAGAAAAUCAACAUAACCAAUUCCAAAUAUAUAAUCUGAAAAUUACUAUCAAUCUAAAAUGUAAUCAUUGGAAAUGAAUGAUUAACAACCUUAUAUAAUCUAAUAAUAACAAUUGAUUGCCCAUUCAAAUGAUUAAAUAUCCUAGAAAUAACCUAUAAUUCAAUAAUAUGAUGUAUUAAGUGAAAAGUUCAAUUAACGAUUUUGGAAUGCAAUUGAUUAAUCAAAAAGAUAAAUCCUAAUUUAUGAAUAAAGAAGUAGAUAGAUAUUUUGA
Messenger RNA from Paramecium pentaurelia, 1215 nucleotides. Lineage: Eukaryota; Ciliophora; Oligohymenophorea; Peniculida; Parameciidae. The record is from the annotation of a GenBank genome assembly.